Messenger RNA from Colletes gigas, 2791 nucleotides. Its product is annotated as xenotropic and polytropic retrovirus receptor 1-like. Gene Ontology annotation, biological process: cellular response to phosphate starvation; phosphate ion transport. NCBI's taxonomy places the organism in Eukaryota, Metazoa, Arthropoda, Insecta, Hymenoptera, Colletidae. Gene Ontology annotation, cellular component: plasma membrane; Golgi apparatus; cytoplasm. The coding region runs from base 40 to 2061 and encodes 673 amino acids. The transcript has 11 exons. Gene Ontology annotation, molecular function: inositol hexakisphosphate binding. The record is from RefSeq and is a predicted model, not a curated record.
CGGACACCACAAUCGCCGAGUGAUUUAAAUCACGGAGAAAUGAAAUUUACAGAGCACUUGAGUGCUCACAUCACACCGGAAUGGAGGAAGCAAUAUAUAAAUUACGAGGAAAUGAAAGCACUGCUUUAUGCAGCUGUCGAGCAGGCACCAGCAGCAGAUAUUACAGAAUCACAUAUACUGGAACGUUAUUUUAAUAAAUUCGAUGAGAAGUUUUUUCAUUACUGUGAUAAGGAGUUGGCAAAAAUAAAUACAUUUUAUUCAGAAAAACUAGCGGAAGCUACACGCAGGUUUGCAACUCUAAAUAAUGAGCUAAGUGAAAUUUUAUCAGUUUCUGAAGACAAACAAGGAAGUCAUAAAACCCGUUAUCGUAAUAAUAUCCUACACAAGAAACCAAUUUCAGCACGUAAACUUCAAGAAUUAAAAUUAGCUUUCUCUGAAUUUUAUCUUUUUCUCAUUUUACUACAGAACUAUCAGAAUCUUAAUUUCACCGGAUUUAGGAAAAUAUUAAAGAAGCAUGACAAACUUUUAAACAUAGAUCUUGGAACAAAAUGGAAAGCAGAACACGUGGACACAGCAUUAUUUCACACGCACAAAGAUAUAGACAGGCUAAUUGCGGAAACAGAAGCACUGGUUACCCGGGAUUUAGAACAUGGGGACAGACAACGUGCUAUGAAACGUUUGAGAGUCCCUCCGCUCGGAGAACAACUUUCCCCAUGGAUUACAUUUAAAGUUGGAAUUUUUUCUGGAGCUUUCAUUGUACUUCUUAUAACAGUAAUACUUUCUGGUGUUUGGUAUAAAGAUAACAAUAAUUGGCGAGUUUUAUGUAGAUUGUAUCGUGGCCCACUACUUAUGAUUCAGUUUCUUUUUCUUAUGGGUAUAAAUGUCUACGGUUGGAGAUCUUCUGGUGUAAAUCACGUUUUAAUAUUCGAGCUUGAUCCCCGGAAUCAUUUAUCAGAGCAGCAUAUAAUUGAAAUGGCAAGCGUGUUUGGAUUAGUUUGGUCUUUAUCGAUUUUGGGUUUCUUGUACAGCGAAAUACUAGGAAUACCGCCGUUUGUUCAACCUAUGUUGUUAUACGGAUUAUUAGCAUUAUUUUUAUUUAAUCCGACAAAGACGUUAAGACACGAAGCUAGAUUUUGGGCACUUCGUGUAAUAAGCAGAAUAUUUUGCGCCCCGUUCUUUUACGUCGGAUUUGCUGAUUUCUGGCUAGCUGAUCAGCUAAAUUCCCUCCACACUGUUUUCUUAGAUUUCCAAUAUUUUGUUUGCUUCUACGUGCAAAAUUCUUCAUGGACCGACGUGACUGAUGCAGAAACUUGUAUAAUGCGCGAAUUGUCGAUGAGACCUUUUGUGGCUUGUUUACCAGCGUGGUUCCGAUUCGCACAAUGCUUGCGACGAUACCGAGACACGAAAGAAGCUUUCCCGCAUCUCAUAAACGCAGCGAAGUAUGCUACUAGCUUCUUUGUUGUUGUCUUUUCAUACCUACAUUUAACUAAUUCUAGUAAGUUUUCUAAUAGUUACGAUAACGAAAUAUCUGCUGAGAAUCCUUAUUUUUAUUUAUGGAUAACCGCAAGUAUAAUAAGUUCUUGUUUCGCGUACACGUGGGACGUGAAAUUGGACUGGGGUCUGUUCGAUAGUAACGCAGGGGAAAACAAAUUUCUUAGAGAAGAAAUAGUUUAUUCUUCUCCGUACUAUUAUUACUUCGCAAUAAUUGAGGAUUUCAUACUUCGUUUUGGUUGGGCAUUUUCUUUGUCCCUCACUGAAAUGGGAUACGUACAUGCAGACUUAAUGGUUUCCAUAGUCGCGCCGUUAGAAGUAUUCAGGAGAUUCAUAUGGAACUUUUUCCGUUUGGAAAAUGAGCACCUAAACAAUUGCGGGAAAUUCAGAGCGGUCAGAGACAUAUCUGUUGCACCGGUUGAUUGUUCCGAUCAAACUCAUAUAUUAAGGAUGAUGGAUGCAACGGACGGCGUGGUGAAUCGAAAGAGAAAACAAAAGUUCGCGGAGAAAAAUAAACUACCACGUGGACUUUCCAAAGGCGAAUCCUUGAUUUGUGAUCUCAAUACUUAAACAGAGUAAAUUAAUCCAUGACCAAAGAACUCGAUUAUAAAUUACGAUUCAUGCAACAUGGCCGUUAAUAACCGGCCGCAGUAUCGAAAAAUAAUGAAACCGAAUAACUUUACUGCUAGUCGUUAAAGCACAAAAAUAUAUCGAACAGAUCUUAUAAAUUGUAUUAAACGUAGAAAAUGUGUACGUAGUAUGAGUGUUGCAUAUGAUUGUUGUAAGACAUUAAUAGUUACGUUUAUAAUUUUGGCGCAACCCCUGUUUAACUAGCGAUUAUUCGCAGUCGCAAAGGAUUGAAAAUCAUUUUUCAUACAAAUUUCUUUUAAACGUACAAAAAUAUUGACCAGAAAUUGUUAAGAAUAAAGUAUUUUAAUGUUUUCAAUAAAAUUCUUUCCACUCCUUUUCUUUAUCGAUUACUCUAUUUAUAUCAAACUACCAUAUAAUCAUUUGUCCAGAAAUAAAUGUCAUUUAUCACAUCAUGAUAGGAAAUACUUUGUUACAUUAAGAAAUGUAACGUUAUGUACAGAAAAUAAAAGAUUUACGCGAAACAACAUGGCUAAAGUUAUGGAAAUAGUUAAACGAAAUGACGACUGUAGUUUUUGGUUUACUAGCGACCAGUGACCUAUUUUUACGAUUAAUCCUCGGAGUACACAUGGUAUUUCUUCAGAUAUUUUCUACUAAAAAUUUACUCGAAUCGAUCCGAUGAUCUUUCUAUAAAAGUUACGGGCAGCUACGU